AUGGCUGCCUUGGAGGCCAGAACAUCGGCGGCCUUUCUCAUGAGCUUGGCGCUCUCGACCUCGGCUCUGGCCUGGAUAAUCUUGGACUCUCCGAUUCUCUUGGCUUCAGCUGCCAUCGACAGCGAGUUAGAAACACCUGGCGGCAGACUGAAGUCCUUGAUCAGCAAACUUUCGACCUUGACACCCCAAUUGGCUGCCGGCUCUGCAAUGAUCUCCUCAAUGGACUGGGCAAUCUCCUCUCUUCUCUCAAUUGCGUCUUGCAAAUUCCGUGCUCCGAGCACCUGUGAUGGAGACGUUGUCCUUGGUGUAGCAGGUCAAAGUUGGGAUCUGCAUGGUUUUCAAGGUGAUGUUCGCAUGGUGCAACUUCUCGCUCAAUGGGUUGACUUUGGUCAAUCCCGGGUCAACAGACUUGUACAGCUGACCAAACUUGGUAAUAAGACCGACAUUACCUUGAUCAACGUUUCUGUACGGGUUAGGGAAGCAGAAGCAGCACGGAAUGGCACCGAGGGUUCCAAAACACGAACCAACAGUGUCGACCAAGGACCCGUACCAGCCAUUGGUUGGGGUAUCCCACUCGAAUGCAUACGAGGCCUGGAAGUCUUCUCUGGCCCUUGGCUGUUUUGUGAUCACGGGGCCUGUUCUGCCAGAGCUCUUGGGCUUCACAAAAUCUUGGUCAGCCUGGAAGCUGUCAUCCGUAGGGAUGUUGUUGAGGUUAUUAUUUUCGUAAGGGGUAGUCAUUGA
Ogataea philodendri is the source of this 741-nucleotide messenger RNA. RefSeq lists its product as uncharacterized. The record is from RefSeq and is a predicted model, not a curated record. The transcript has 2 exons. Lineage: Eukaryota; Fungi; Ascomycota; Pichiomycetes; Pichiales; Pichiaceae. The coding region runs from base 1 to 741 and encodes 246 amino acids.